AUGGCUGAGAACAAGUACCUAACAAUCGACAAGGAUAGCUUUCCUUAUGUCUUUAUCAAGAAUAUCGAUAUCCCUCUCAAGACAUAUGAGAAGGGACUCCUUCGAGCAAAUGUCUUUUUGCCCAAAGAUGCGGCUCCCUUCGGAGAUAAGACAUACCCUGUUAUCGCUACGUAUGGCCCUUACGGAAAAGAUGUUCGAUAUGAAGUAUUCUACAAAAAGAGCUGGGAGCAGCUAAACCCUGACAUGAAGUCUACGCAUGCAGCUUGGGAGACCCCUGACCCCGCUUAUUGGACGAGCAAAGGUUACAUCGUUUUGAGGGUUGAUGAAAGAGGAGCUGGCCAAAGCCCUGGCCUCCUUGAUACUAUGUCUCGAGGUACAAGUGAGGCUUUCUUUGACGUCAUUGAGUGGGCUGCCGAGCAAGAGUGGUCAUCGGGUAAAAUUGGUCUUCUCGGAAUCAGCUACUAUGCCGGCACCCAAUGGAGAGUCGCUGCGAGAAAACCGAAGGGACUGGCUGCUAUUAUCCCAUGGGAGGGUAUGAGUGACUACUACCGGGACCGAGUCAGGCAUGGGGGCAUUCUUUCCGACAGGUUCAUUGAUUUCUGGUGGAACAAUGGAGUCAGUCCAAACCAGUACGGCAAGCCUGGCCGCAGCGCCCGAAACUGGGGCGAGGAUACUCUUGAAGGUGACCUUGACGAUGGGACCUUGCUCAAGAAUCGUCGAGAUCAGACAAUAGACACUGCCGUGCACAGGUUUCGUGACGAGGAAUAUUAUCGUACUCGAGACUUUGAUGUCGAGGCCAUUGAGGUUCCCCUGCUCAGUGUCGCCAAUUGGGGCGGCAUCCUACUUCAUCUCCGAGGAAAUGUCCUCGGUUGGAUCCGUGCGAGCUCCAAGUAUAAGUUUCUCCACUUCAUUGUUGGGAGACACGACUUGCCCUUUUAUUACCCAGAGUCAGCUGAGCUACAGCUAUCCUUCUUCAACUCCUUUCUAAAAGAUGACGAUACGGAUGGCUGGAAAUCUGGCAAGCAGCCACGGGUUCGUCUUACGUUACGAAAGGGAGAGGCUGGUGUUGAUGAUCCUGAGCGCGAACGAGGGUUCCCCAGUAGAGAUGAGGCAGAUUGGCCAUUGCCUGGGACCAACUACACAAAGUUCUACCUGACUUCUGAAAACGCAUUGAGCACGAAGCCGUCGUCGUCAAUCAGCACAAUCGAGUAUAAUGCGCUGAAUAGCGAGCCCAUUAGAUUUGCUUACAAGACCUCUUCUACUUUGGAAAUCACCGGCCACAUCGUCGCCCAUUUAACUGUAGCUGCAACUCGAAAUUCCGCUGAUGCCACUCCCCCAUCUGACAUAGAUCUUUUCAUCACCCUUCGUAAGAUCAACGCCAAAGGCGCAGAGGUCUUCUACACUGGCACCAUGGGCGACCCCGUGCCGAUCGUGAAGGGUUGGCAGCGAGUCUCUUUACGUAAGGUUGAUGAAAGUAACAAGUUGCACAAGGAAUAUUUGCCUUACCACAACUAUUACUCAUCGGACGUGCAGCCAGUCGAGGAGAAUCAGAAGUAUAAAGUGGAUGUUGAGGUCUGGCCUACAAAUGUGGUCCUUGAGCCUGAAGAGACUUUGGUGCUGGAGAUUGCUGGUCACGAUACUCAAGGUGUAGGGAAGUUCUCUCAUGAACAUCCGGAUGAUCGCGAUCCCAAGACUUUCGAUGUUGGAAAAUUUCAAUUACCCGUUGUUGUCGCGAAAGUGAAGACUGCUUUGUACGGUCCCCUGUCUAAGAUACCUGGGCCUGCUAUAGGACGGUGGACGAACCUAGUCGUCAAAUACCACACCCUGUCUGGCCGGCGCAUGCAGUACAUAGAUUCUCUCUUUACUCAAUAUGGCCCUGUUGUCCGCAUCAGCCCAACGGACGUUGGAAUCAAUGACCCUGAUGCUGUCAAAGUCAUACAAAAGGUAUCUGGUGGUUUCAAAAAGUCUGCUUGGUAUGACAAGACUGGCCCCGGCAUGCUCGGAAUGAGAGAUCGUGAAAAGCACGCCCGCCGCCGUCGAUUACUUGCGCAUCCCUUAAGCAACUCGUCUCUCCCUGUUUUUGAACCCCUGAUCCGUGCCAAAGUAGAUCUGUCAAUGAGUCAGAUGCAGAAUGAGUAUCAAAGCUUUGGAUAUACUGACUGCCAUAAGUGGUUCAGCUUUAUGGCCACUGAUAUUAUCGGUGAUUUGACAUUUGGGAGUUCGUUCCGAAUGCUUGAGCAAGGCAGAAGAAGUCAAUAUGUUGAGGAUCUCCAGGCUGUAAUGCCUACAGUCAACAAAAGGAUCGAGCUGUCUCCAUUCUUCGAUCUCAUGUUCUUACUUCCACUGCCUCAGGUCAAGAGAUUCUCAGAAAGAUUUCAGCGAAUUCUCAAAUAUGGGGAAGAAUCGAUUCGGCGUCUACAGCUAUCUCAACUAACAGGAUCACUCGACACGCCGAUAUUCUUCGAGAAGAUCAUGAAUCCAAAGGACAAAGCGAAUGUCUUGACAGACCUUGAGAUGCAGCAAGAAGCAGCAGAGCUCAUGAUCACAGGAACAGAUACGACCUCAAACACACUAACAUAUCUUGUCUGGUCCGUGCUGGAGAAUCCGGUAAUACGGACACGGCUUGAAGAAGAAGUGUCAACGCUACCUGAACACUUCAACGAUGCUGACCUCGUGAAAAUUCAGUACUUAAACGCGGUGGUUAAGGAGUCUUUGAGGCUGUAUGGAGCUGCAUCUGGGGCGCAUCAGAGGGACGUUCCAAAGGGCGGCUGGGAAACUUGUGGUUACCUGAUCCCGGACACCGCGACCGUUUCCACGCAAGCAUUCUCCUUACAUCGACUUCCUAACGUGUUUCCAAAUCCGUAUAGGUUUGACCCAGAUCGCUGGCUCAGCCCAACUGCUGAAAUGCAAGAUGCAUACAUUCCGUUUGGAGGAGGACCUCGAAUCUGCAUCGGCAUUCAUCUCGCUUAUAUGGAGCUUCGCGUCACUACAGCGGUUUUCUUUCGCAAGUUUCGAGGAGCUCAGGUUCAUGCAUCGAUGACUAAGGACGACAUGGAAUUGGAAAACUACACAUUGAUCGCUCCAAAGUCUCACAAGUGUCUCAUUACACUGUGA
Fusarium oxysporum Fo47 is the source of this 3114-nucleotide messenger RNA. Its product is annotated as cytochrome P450. The coding region runs from base 1 to 3114 and encodes 1037 amino acids. Lineage: Eukaryota; Fungi; Ascomycota; Sordariomycetes; Hypocreales; Nectriaceae. Gene Ontology annotation, molecular function: monooxygenase activity; dipeptidyl-peptidase activity; heme binding. The record is from RefSeq and is a predicted model, not a curated record. The transcript is spliced from 11 exons.